CACGUCUCCUCUUUUACGUCAGCGGCGGAAGGUCAGCGCUCAAACGGAAGUGAGAGUCAGAGCCCAUCCGCCAUUGUGGAGCAGAGCAGGGGUAAUAUUCUCUCUAGACGUUACACAGUGUGUGAAUGUUUUAGAAUAACUUAAACACACCACACAGCCGCCAAGCUCCCCCAACCGUUUAACAUUCGCUGUCACUGUCGCCCGAGAGGACCGCUGCCGACCGUUUGAGACCGGGCGAGGAGAUCAACGCCUGAGAAAUACGCUGUGAUUAUAGGGCAACCCGGAGAGAGGAAAAAUAACGCGAACCCGCAGCGGUGGCAGGAGAGACCGUGGACAGUCAUAACAGCGAUCAGCUCGGGCUCCCGGAGGAUGUCUGCGACAACUGUCGAUCAGAGACCUAAAGGACAAGGAAACAAAGUGCAAAACGGUUCGAUGCAUCAGAAGGAUGCUGUAAAUGAUGAUGACUUUGACAAUUAUCUGAGCAGCCAAACAAAUCAGAGUAAUAGCUACCCACCAAUGUCUGAUCCCUACAUGCCCAGCUAUUAUGCUCCCUCUAUCGGAUUCCCUUACUCCUUGGGAGAGGCUGCUUGGUCCACCGCGGGAGACCCACCUAUGCCGUACCUGACCACAUAUGGACAGAUGAGCAAUGGUGAGCAUCACUUCAUUCCCGAUGGAGUCUUCAGCCAGCCUGGUGCUUUAGGCAACACGCCCCCUUUUCUCAGCCAACACGGAUUUAACUUCUUUCCCGGAAAUGCAGACUUUUCCACCUGGGGCACCAGUGGUUCUCAGGGACAGUCUACACAGAGCUCAGCGUAUAGCAGCAGUUAUGGAUAUCCCCCGAGCUCGUUGGGCCGGGCCAUUGCUGAUGGACAGGCCGGAUUCGGCAGUGACACGCAACUUAGUAAAGUUCCAGGGCUCAGUAGUAUCGAUCAGGGAAUGGCCGGGCUCAAGCUUGGCUCCGACAUGUCGGCAGUUACAAAGACAGUCGGGUCUCCUUUAGGAGGGACGCCGGGUAUGAGUAGCAUGGCUGCCAACAGCAUGCCUCCUGUCAGUUCCUCCGCGCCAAAACCUACGUCGUGGGCGGCCAUCGCAAGAAAACCCGCGAAACCACAGCCCAAGCUGAAGCCAAAGCCUAACAUGGGUUUGGGAAGCGGCGCCACGAUUCCUCCUCCUCCGAUAAAGCAUAACAUGAACAUUGGUACCUGGGAGGACAAAGGCUCCAUCACCAAACCCCCUCUUGCUCAACAGAUGCUGCCCCCUCAGCCGUUGGUGCAGCAGCAACUCUUGGCCCAACCUCAACCCAUGCUGCAGAGUCCAUUGCCUCCUCAACCCCAACAUCAGCAGCUCCAGCUACAAUCUCCUCAGCACCCUCAGCAGCUGCCUCCAGGUCCUCCCCACCCUCACCAUCACUCGCAACCAGGUCCUCCGCAGCCCCUGCACCCAUCUCAGGUGCAGAAUCCCCCACCCCAAAAUCGGUGGGUGGCCCCUCGGAACCGAGGAACCACGUUUAACCAGAACAUUGGCAUGGAGAACUUUGGCCUUGGGACGGGAGUCCCCAUGAGCUCGUCACCUUCUUCCGGCGAGGUUCACCCCGUGCUGGAGAAGCUCAAGGCCCUCAACAAUUACAACCCCAAAGACUUUGACUGGAACUUGAAAAACGGACGGGUCUUCAUCAUCAAGAGCUACUCUGAGGACGACAUCCACCGCUCCAUCAAGUACUCCAUCUGGUGCAGCACAGAGCACGGAAACAAGCGCCUAGACGGCGCCUACCGCUCGCUCGGUGCCAAAGGUCCACUGUACCUGCUCUUUAGCGUCAACGGCAGCGGACACUUCUGCGGCGUGGCUGAGAUGAAGUCAACCGUGGACUAUAACGCCUAUGCCGGCGUCUGGUCCCAGGAUAAGUGGAAGGGCAAGUUUGAGGUAAAAUGGAUCUUUGUUAAGGACGUGCCCAAUAACCAACUGAGGCACAUUCGCUUAGAAAACAAUGACAACAAGCCUGUCACCAACUCCAGGGACACUCAGGAAGUGCCCCUAGAGAAGGCAAAGCAAGUGCUUAAAAUUAUUGCAACUUUCAAGCAUACCACCUCAAUCUUUGACGAUUUUGCACAUUACGAAAAGCGGCAGGAGGAAGAGGAAGCAAUGCGAAGGGUAAGCGCAGCUUUCUGCCACUCUUCACAAUAGCAGAAAGCAAGCACUGCACCUUUAGAUCUCGUAAACAUUGUUUUAGUGCUGUCAGCAUGUCAAUCUAUUUCCAAAGGUAGGUUUUUUUUAAUAGCAACUCAUUUCUAAGCCAGAUUAGUCUUUCUGUUUCUCUUUCUGCUGCCUAUUUCUGAAACACAAGACAAAAACAGUGCAGUCAGUCAUAAUUAGAAAUGAAAUGUCUGAUCUGGUAACUCAGUACAUCAUUACUGGAGGUUAUGUAAUAUGUUGUUUGUGUUUUAUUGCUCUACAUGGCUUGCUCAUAAACCAUUUCCCUUAUAUUUCAAUUAACCAAACUGCUAAAGUCUCAGCAGAUAGGUAUUGUGAAAUAAAUGGUUUUAAAAAAAACAACUAAGAAGUCUCUGCCCAUCUAUUGACAAAAAGGCUGGUGUCGAGCAGUGAUGCUCUGCUCAAACAGCAGGCAGAUGUCCCAUUAAUAGAUUGGACUUGCAUCAUUUCCUGCUUAACUAACACAAAUAAUUGAUGUCUGUGCCCAUUGCCUUGGCACCAGCUGCAUUUUAUCCUUGUAUGUGAGUUAUGAACAGCAUUUAGAUCAGAUUUCACACAAUUUUGGGGGUUUAUCUGGUCAAACCCUUAAGGAUGAAUAUCUUGCAUUUGAACAAAUGGAGUCAUUUAGUAUUUUGUCCUAAUAGAGCUUAAAUUUGUUUGGAAGUUGUUGAAAAAUGUUUGGCACUAGGUUUAAUAUCUACACUUAACUCAUUGGCAUGACUGUGCUUGUACUACUGUGGUCAUGUACUCACUUCAAAGUUUUGGGAGUGAUGGUUGACAUGGUACUAAGUUAACCAUAGCAGCAUUUUGCCAACACAUGCCUGCAAAGAGGAAACAUGAAUACCAGCAGUCUAACUUUUUUAGUUUUAGAUAUUUUGACAAAAGGUACCAGAAAUGUUUGAAUUGUCCAGCAAUUGUUAAUAAACUCCCGCUGAUCAGAGUUUUGUGAUUUAUGCAUGUUAUGCUGCUGCUUUUACUCCUGUAAAUAACCAAUUUGUGAAUUGACUGAAAUUAGCUGCUUACAUGUAUAUGGCUUGUAUGCAGCACUGCAACUCUAUUGGCCUUAUUACAUCAGGCUGUCAUUUGUAUUCAGCUGAUUGAGUAUUUGUCACUUACACAAUAUAUUGCGCAUCUUUACGUAAGCCACUACAGGAUUGUUAGUCAAGAACAUAAAUGGAAAGAUUGCAAUCAAAAUGGCUUAAUCAAGGUGUCUUGUUGUACUAAUUUAGCUUCUUUUCAUGAGAGAUUAUCAAAACCUCAGAUUUAGUUUUUCUCCAAACCUCAUUUUCUAUUUAUUUCAUUAUCUUGCCAAUCAUGUGUAGAUUGCCAAAGCCAUAAUAAAAUCAACUAUUUAAAUUAAAAAGGUCUCCAAGGCCUGUGGUUUAAUUUGUGAAAUCUAAUGCUUGAUUCAUCUAAUGAAGUGAUUUUAAAUCUGUGGCAUAAAGCGGGGUAUGCAGAAUUACAAUUUAUAUAUAUAUAUAUAUAUAUAUAUAUAUAUAUAUAUAUAUAUAUAUAUAUAUAUAAAUAUACACAUACGUACAUACAUACAUAUACAUAAGUAUAUAGAGAGAGACUAAGAGCGCUGUGUCAUUUGACAUUUUGACAUCUGAUCCACUCACCAACUGUUAAUUUUAUUUCCCCAAACAAUGCAUUGUGUUGUAAAAGCGCUGUCUAUAAUGUAAUCAGUAGCUCCAGUUAAGAGUAUUAAAGCCUUGUAGUGGCUUUAUAGCAGUGGUAAGCACUGUUGUUGUAUAUAUUUUUUUUAUUUUUUAAAGCUUUUAAUUUUUUUGUGCCCUCUGCCUAUUUUUGCCCAGUAAGCCUCACCUCUUAAUGCUAGCUAUAAAUUUAACUGGCUUAUGUAUUGAAAUAUAUGCCAAGUUGUUUCUCAGCUUGUCAAGAACAUGGUAACACUUUACAUUAAGGUUUAUUAGUUAAACAUUAGUUAAUGUAUUAACUGACAUGAACUAACUAUGAGCAAUACAUUUGUUACUGUUUUUACUAAUCUUCGUUAAUGUUAGUUAAUAAAUAGUUGUUCAUUGUUUGUUCAUGUUAGUUCACAGUGUAUUAACUAAUGUUAAGAUUUUAAUAAUGUAUUAGUAAAUUUUGAAAUUAACAUUAACAAAGAUUAAUAAAUGCUGUAUAAGUGCAGUUCAUUAUUAUUUCAUGUUAACUAAUGUAGUUAACUAAUGUUAACUAAUGAACCUUAUUGUAAAGUGUUACCAAUAACAUUUGUAAUAACACAAUAUCAUUUGAUGGAAUUUGCCUCUUUUAUACUGACACCUAUUGGUGUGGUUGCAGCAUCAUUCAAAAGCAAGCUUUCAGUUUCUUGAUGACAUUGUAGUAGAAAUACCCUGUUCACAAGCAUUUUUGUCACCCAUGAUUUAUUUAUUCAUCAAUCAAAUGUUCAAAAGGGGUUACUAAGUGAAUGAGUAGUAUUCAACUGUUCAUAUAGCAGCCAUAAUGUGAGGUAACCACCCUGAAGUAGAAUAAAAUGCCUUUUUAUA
This is a messenger RNA of Ctenopharyngodon idella (grass carp), 4712 nucleotides long. RefSeq names its product YTH N6-methyladenosine RNA binding protein F3 (gene ythdf3). The coding region runs from base 370 to 2181 and encodes 603 amino acids. Gene Ontology annotation, biological process: mRNA destabilization. Gene Ontology annotation, cellular component: cytoplasm. The record is from RefSeq and is a predicted model, not a curated record. Gene Ontology annotation, molecular function: mRNA binding; N6-methyladenosine-containing RNA reader activity. The transcript has 4 exons. NCBI's taxonomy places the organism in Eukaryota, Metazoa, Chordata, Actinopteri, Cypriniformes, Xenocyprididae.